AAUGACCUCUUCUCCUACCCUAAACCGCCCUCCUUCAGCCAUCACGACCACCAUCCGGUCAUCCCUUCCGUCGCUUUUAAUUUUCCUUCUCUUGCUCUACCUCCUAUACUCUUCCAAACUUCUUAUUUACCCUUCACACUUCGCCGCCAAUAUCAAGUGCCAAGAUUCUAACGUUAAAACCAACGAGGCCAACGCCACCCUAGUUAAACUCUCGGAAACCAAUGUUUCUAAAACAGGUUAUGACGCCGAGCUCAAACAUAUUGCAUUUUGCAUUGCUGCAUCCUCUAAACUAUGGGACUCAAGAAAGGAAUACAUUAAACUAUGGUGGAGGCCAGGGGAGACUCGUGGGGUGGUUUGGUUAGACAAAAAAGUAAAGAUCAAACCAAACGAAAGCCUACCCAAUAUCCACAUUUCACAAGACACUUCAAAAUUCCCAUACACAAACCGACAAGGUCAUAGGUCAGCGAUUCGUAUAUCAAGAAUAGUAUCGGAAGCAUUGAAGUUAGGGAUGCCAGACGUACGUUGGUUUGUAAUGGGAGAUGAUGACACUGUUUUUGUUGUGGAGAAUAUUGUUAGAGUUUUGAAUAAGUAUGAUCAUAAGCAGUUUUACUAUAUUGGGAGUUCAUCUGAAAGUCAUUUUCAGAAUAUAUUUUUUUCAUAUUCAAUGGCAUAUGGUGGUGGUGGAUUUGCUAUUAGUUAUCCUUUGGUAAAAGAGUUGGCAAAGAUGCAAGAUAGGUGUAUUAAAAGGUAUCCUGGUUUGUAUGGAAGUGAUGAUAGAAUGCAAGCGUGUAUGGCUGAGCUUAAUGUCCCGCUCACAAGAGAACCCGGAUUUCAUCAAAAUGAUUUGUAUGGAAACCUCUUGGGUUUACUGUCAGGCCAUCCAGUGACUCCAUUAGUCUCACUGCACCACUUUGAUGUAGUUGACCCGAUAUUCCCUGGAAUGGACAGAGUCAAAUCCCUCAGGCACUUACUAGAAUCUGCUAAAUUUGAUUCCGCCAGUCUCAUACAGCAAUCUAUCUGCUACGACAACAAACGAAAAUGGUCCAUCUUGGUAUCGUGGGGUUUCACGGUACAAAUCAUAAGAGGAAUACUUUCUCCAAGAGAACUUGAAACUCCCAGUCGAACAUUCAUCAACUGGUACAAAGUUCUUGAUUUUACAGCGUAUGCAUUCAAUACCCGGCCUAUCUCAGGCCACCCAUGUCAAAAGCCUUUUGUGUUCUAUGUGAAUUCAACAUGGUAUGACGAAGCUAGGAAGCAGAUCAUUGGGAUCUAUACUAUUCAUAGACAACGAUCCCCACGGUGCUCGUGGAAGAUGGAAUCUCCUGCAAAAAUCCAUACCGUUGUUGUAUUGAAGCGGGAAGAUCCAAAUCGUUGGCAACGGGCACCAAGAAAGGAUUGUUGUAGAGUUCUACCUUCAAGUAAGGAAGGAAUUAUGUACUUAUGGGUUGGUCAUUGUGAAGAAAAUGAGGUCAUCGAGGUGUAAAGUACUAUGUAUAUAUAUAUUCCAUGGUUAUUAUGUGUACAGCCUUAUUAUGUGUAAUGCCAUCAUGUAUUUCAAUGGCAAAAAGGGACCAAAAUCAAUGCCAACAGUCUUAAACAAGCCCUGACUUCACAAGAUAUAAAUACUUUCAGCUGCUGUGCCUAGUCAACAACUUAUACUG
This is a messenger RNA of Erigeron canadensis, 1661 nucleotides long. RefSeq lists its product as uncharacterized. Lineage: Eukaryota; Viridiplantae; Streptophyta; Magnoliopsida; Asterales; Asteraceae. The transcript has 3 exons. Gene Ontology annotation, molecular function: acetylglucosaminyltransferase activity. The record is from RefSeq and is a predicted model, not a curated record. The coding region runs from base 2 to 1483 and encodes 493 amino acids.